Ostrinia furnacalis (Asian corn borer) is the source of this 977-nucleotide messenger RNA. Its product is annotated as protein PBDC1. The transcript is spliced from 3 exons. The record is from RefSeq and is a predicted model, not a curated record. Bases 160 to 651 code for a protein of 163 amino acids. Gene Ontology annotation, cellular component: cytoplasm. NCBI's taxonomy places the organism in Eukaryota, Metazoa, Arthropoda, Insecta, Lepidoptera, Crambidae.
GUAACUGUCAAUGUGUUAGAAAAAAAAUCGGUCUCCGCUCCGAGCAGAACCGUCGAUUUUGCGAAAUUGCAAAAAAUAAAUGAAUUAACUCAAUUAAUUUACUGUGUAUUGUCUUGCACAGCACUCUACGUUGAUAUUUACUUCCAAAGACCCAAAAAAAUGGAUGUAUUGUCACGUCCAGCGGAAGAAUUUGGUAACGAUGAAACAUUGGAGCAUUUGUGGGCCGCGAGAGCUAUGGAGCACAGCGAUAUUUAUUUCAACGUGCUUUGCUCUGUGGAUACCAGAUGGCUUAGAUUGACGCCGCACGACGACCUCAUCUACACGCAUUUCCGACAAGACUUCCCUGACCUGGAUGUCUCCUACAUAAAAGAAAACGAAAUUAAAAAUAAUGCAAACAAAGCAAAAUGGAGAGUGUUCUGUGAAAAAUUCAAGAGCAUCGUCGAAGACUAUAGUUUUGGGACUCUAAUGAGGGCGGAUGCUAAAGGAGAUUACUCAGAGGAAAACACAAUGUUGGUCCCUCGAGUCCAGUUUUAUGCGAUAGAGAUAGCAAGGAACAGAGAAAGUCUGAACAAUGAAGUGAAAAAACGAUUCAAAUGCGCAUCCAAAGCUAACAUGGAAGCUCAAGAACUGAAAGCAGAACUGGCAGCAUAAGAUAUCCUUAGACCUUAAUCAUAACCAAUGCAUUUUAGGAUCUGUUGAAAAAAGUGAAAUUAUGAAUGUGCCUUAUACAUUCUUUUCUCACUUAUUCCCACUACAUUUGUAUAUAAAAAUACUCGCGAUCAUUAGAAUUCACUUAGGAGCUCACUUACUAACUUAGAUAUUCCAAUUGGAAGUCUGAUGAUAAAUCAAAGCAAUUUAUUAGAUAAGAUUUGCCAACCCUUUGAUGUAGGUAAAUGUAAGACAAUAUAGUAAGAGUAGCUUUUGUGUAUGUAUGAUUCUUGAAUGCAGAAUAAAAUGAAUUCUGUUUGUUCAUUAUG